AUGGACGUGAGCAUCAUUCCCCAGCCUAACCCCCCACUUCGUUCUCCCAAGCGCAGUACCUUUGUUCCUCUGCGAGACUCCAUUAUCGAAGAGGAUAAGCCAAUUGAUUUCUCUCCCGACAAGAGACAAAGCAAUAGGUUAUCGUAUGCUCGCAGCUCUCCCGUUCGCCGUCGCUCUGGUAAAGGCUCUCGUCGGGAGCCUUUGAAGUCUAUUCAGCCUCGAGUUGCAAAACGUGAAUCCAUGCAAUCAUCGAGGUCCAAGAGAUAUUCCAAGCGGUCAAGUGGAAUCUCCUCCGUUGCUUCUGGACUGCCGGUUCGACUCAGCGGUGCCGGACAUGGUGCCGGUGGGUUUGGACCUCUGGGACACGGAAUGCAGCCUUACCAACAUGACUCCAUUUUUUCCUCGACCACCCUUGCUCCUAUGAGACACAGCAUGACACCUAGCAUCCCAGAACACUAUAAGCGAAUGACUAUGAGGGCCGUCGAGCCUGAUGAGUCUACCAUCUCCGAAGCAGACUCACUCGAGGCCUUUGUCCACAGCCGAGCCAAGCACCGCAACUCCUCCAACCCUCUCUUCUCUGCCCAGAUCAGUCGUCGUACAUCUUCUGGUAUGCGCGCGCUCGAGCGAGCUCGCAGUAUUCGCAGUCGCGCCGACACAGUGUCGGUUUCAACCUUCAGUGACGAAUUCAGACAGUCGAUCCAAGGACGCCCCUACUCCACGGCACUAUCUGUUUCUGAGUAUGGCGAUGAAAACGCCCGAUUCUCCCAAUAUCAGACUCUCCAAGCACCGUCUCAUCUUUUCCCUCUUGCUGAAGGCCAUGGCCAGAGCCAAAGCCAGCUGAGUCUGGCCCAAGACUACCGCGGAGUGAUCUCCCCACUUCCACGAUUCUGGAGUGAAACCAGCUUAAGCAGUACCCAGCGCCGGGAAUCCGGUUCCUACCCCAUGCCUCCAACCCGAGUCAAAGAAAGCUCGACUGUACCGCAAAGUUCGUCCAUGGUGUCAGAUCUUGACGUACACCUAUCCCGAAAGGCUUCCCCUCAAAAAGCCACCGACUACUCCGCCCAAGAGUGGCAAACAAUAAACGAGCCCCUCGAACCGCCACCUCCCCUAAAGAGCGCUAGUUCCCGAGGACUCCCUGUAGCCAGCAGCGGCGAGUUAGCGUUUGUUUGA
Messenger RNA from Penicillium maclennaniae, 1170 nucleotides. RefSeq lists its product as uncharacterized. The record is from RefSeq and is a predicted model, not a curated record. Lineage: Eukaryota; Fungi; Ascomycota; Eurotiomycetes; Eurotiales; Aspergillaceae. The coding region runs from base 1 to 1170 and encodes 389 amino acids. The transcript is spliced from 2 exons.